AUGGACCCGAUCAUCAAAUACCUUAAGGACGACAAUCGAACGGAAGCACAACAAAUGAAGAUCAAAGCUACCCGAUAUACAAUACUCAACGGUAUACUUUACAAGAAAGGAUUCUACCUUCCUUACAUGAUGUGUGUCCGACCAGAAGAAGCAGAAUAUGUUGUAAGGGAAAUCCACGAAGGAAUCUGUAGAAACCACUCCGGAGGGCGAGCGUUAGUACACAAGGUCAUUCGACAGGGUUACUACUGGCUCACCAUCCAGAAUGAUGUACGAAAGGUCGUCCAGAGAUGUGACAAGUGUCAGAGAUUCACAAAUAAUAUCAUAUGCAAGUUUGGGAUUCCUCGGACCAUCAUCUCCGGUAACGGGAAACAAUUCAAUAACAAGCAGUAUCAGGAGAUGUGCAAGAACCUCGAAAUUCACAACAUCUACUCAUCGCCACAACAUCCUUAUGAAAAUGGGCAGGUCAAGGUAGUUAACAAGAUCAUCAAGCAUCAUCUCCGUAACAAGCUCGAGAAUGCUAGAGGAGCUUGGGUUGAAGAACUCCCAAAAGUGCUUUGGGCAUAUCGAACUAUUACCCGAGCAGCUACCGAGGAUACCCCUUUCUCUUUAGCAUAUGGAGCAGAGGCAGUCACUCCCGUAGAUAUCGGACUACAUACAGCCUAG
This is a messenger RNA of Magnolia sinica, 663 nucleotides long. RefSeq lists its product as uncharacterized. The transcript has 2 exons. The record is from RefSeq and is a predicted model, not a curated record. Gene Ontology annotation, molecular function: nucleic acid binding. Gene Ontology annotation, biological process: DNA integration. The coding region runs from base 1 to 663 and encodes 220 amino acids. Lineage: Eukaryota; Viridiplantae; Streptophyta; Magnoliopsida; Magnoliales; Magnoliaceae.